Messenger RNA from Lepisosteus oculatus (spotted gar), 1375 nucleotides. The record is from RefSeq and is a predicted model, not a curated record. NCBI's taxonomy places the organism in Eukaryota, Metazoa, Chordata, Actinopteri, Semionotiformes, Lepisosteidae.
AUGAAUGCGUCAGCCCCCGCUGAGCGACUGUGCCUUCUCUCUCCGUCCCCAGACAGCAGCUACGAGUACGUGCUGGAGCCCUCGCCCGUCGCGCUGCCCCUGCGCAGGCCGCAGGAGACCCGGGUGCUGCAGGUGGCCUGCGGCCGCGCCCACUCGCUGGUCCUCACCGACAACGAGGGCGUGUUCAGCCUGGGGAACAACGCGUACGGGCAGUGUGGGAGGAAGGUCGUGCAGGACGAAGUUUACAGCGGCAGUCACGUGGUCCACAGGAUCCAGGGCUUCGACAGCAGAGUGAUCCAGGUGGCCUGUGGUCAGGAUCACAGCCUGUUUCUGACUGAAGACGGCCAGGUUCAUGCCUGUGGCUGGGGCGCAGAUGGUCAGACAGGACUGGGGCACCACGCCGUCAGCCCGCAGCCAGCGCGCGUGUGCGGGGAGCUGGAGGGGGUGCGGGUGAGGCAGGUGACCUCGUAUGGGGACUGCAGCCUGGCUGUGUCCCAGGACGGGGAGCUCUUCGGCUGGGGCAACUCGGAGUACCUCCAGCUCUCGGCUGUCACCGAGGCCACUCAGAUCAACGCUCCACAGCGCCUCCCCCUGCCCGGGGUGGGGCAGGUACAGCAGGCAGCCUGCGGAGGGACCCAGGUGGCAGUACUCAAUGAAAAGGGGGAGGUGUUCAUUUGGGGAUAUGGUAUUCUGGGAAAGGGGCCUGACCUAUCAGAGUCCAAGACACCAGAGAUGAUCCCGCCCACGCUGUUUGGACGCACACAGUUUAACCCUGAGGUGACUGUGGCACAGAUCCACUGUGGACUCAACCACUUUGCCGCUAUCACAAAUCGGGGAGAGCUCUUCGUCUGGGGCAAGAAUGUGAGAGGGUGUCUGGGCAUCGGGAAGAGAGAUGACCAGUACUUCCCAUGGCGGGUGACAGUACCCGGCCAUGUGGUUGAUGUGGCCUGCGGCGUGGAUCACAUGGUAGCCUUGGUGAAGUCGCUGUCGUGAUUUGCUUGCCUGCCUUUUCCUCGACCUGCCAUUAUCGUCUCACCCACCGGGGGGGGGGUGGCUUCUGGCACCCUUACACCUCCUGCAACCCAGAGACAGAAGAGGACACUCAACGUUUAGGAUUUAAACGAGGAGGAGGGGUCGAAGUGUUUUAGCCUGGGCUGGCCCCUCCAUCUAAUGGGGAAAAAAAACAAAGGCAGAUUUCAGCUCAGGUUUUUUUCUGGAGCUCUUACAAAGCGGCAUUCAGCUUGAUCGCGAGACAUCGUAAACGUCACAGUGGGAACUGAAUCGCGCUCAACCUGGCUGGAGGAAGAAGCUGUCCUGCCUUUCAAUUUCAAAGAUGUUUUUUUCAAUCCUCAAUAAAUACUAAUGUGACAUGUGA